AUGUUUUUCUUGAAAGAUCUAUCAUUAAAUAUAACAUUACAUCCAUCAUUCUUUGGACCACAAAUGGAUCAGUAUCUACGUGACAAAUUGUUAAGUGAUGUAGAGGGGACAUGUACUGGUCAAUUUGGAUACAUAGUAUGUGUCCUAGAUUCAAUGAAUAUAGAUGUAGGGAAAGGAAGAAUAAUACCUAGUUCAGGAAUGGCAGAAUUUGAAGUAAAAUACAGAGCAGUAGUGUGGAAACCUUUUAAAGGGGAAGUAGUUGAUGCCGUUGUAACAACUGUGAAUAAAAUGGGAUUUUUUGCAGAUGUGGGGCCUUUGUCAGUGUUUGUUAGUACACAUCUAAUACCGAGUGAUAUGAAAUUUAACCCAUCGGCAAAUCCACCUGCUUAUUCAAGUCCAGAUGAAAAUAUAGAGAAAGGCUCAAAAGUGAGGUUAAAGAUUGUGGGAACAAGAACAGAUGUGAAUGAAAUCUAUGCUAUUGGAAGUAUAAAGGAAGAUUAUUUAGGUCCAAGUCCUAUGUAA
Lodderomyces pseudojiufengensis is the source of this 522-nucleotide messenger RNA. RefSeq names its product DNA-directed RNA polymerase II subunit (gene RPB7). The transcript has a single exon. Gene Ontology annotation, biological process: positive regulation of translational initiation; transcription initiation at RNA polymerase II promoter; DNA-templated transcription. Gene Ontology annotation, molecular function: single-stranded RNA binding; single-stranded DNA binding; translation initiation factor binding. The record is from RefSeq and is a predicted model, not a curated record. Gene Ontology annotation, cellular component: RNA polymerase II, core complex; P-body. Bases 1 to 522 code for a protein of 173 amino acids. NCBI's taxonomy places the organism in Eukaryota, Fungi, Ascomycota, Pichiomycetes, Serinales, Debaryomycetaceae.